Messenger RNA from Staurois parvus, 298 nucleotides. Lineage: Eukaryota; Metazoa; Chordata; Amphibia; Anura; Ranidae. The record is from the annotation of a GenBank genome assembly.
UAACCUCCCUGGCGGUAUGCUCGGGGUAAAGUUUCAGUACCACAAGCGGUAACCCCGAGCUACACUCGGACUUACCAUGCAGCGCUGCUCUGCGAUCUCUGGAUCACUUACCUUGUCCUGCGCUCCCGCGAUGUCCCUCCUGCAGUGUCCCCGGCAAUGUAAUCCAGCGGAUGCCGGCAUCUGUGAGCGUCGGGACGUAUGGGGGACGGAACGGCGGGAAAUUUGAAAAUGACAAGAAGUGACUUUCACUAAAAUCACCAUAGUAAAACAUUACUGUAUCAAACCAUUUCACAUAUAU